AUGUACAACAACGGAAGCAGUUAUGUGUGGGAUCGUCCGAAUGGCGUCGCUCCUCUACCGUUAACUCAAGAUCAGCAAUACUGGAAAGGAGGAGGCGCUGCACCGCCGUAUGAUCCCAACACUGCAUGCGUAUACUGGGAUGGUGAUGCGACCGGACUACUGGCGCCUGUGGCAAGGAGAUGGCGUUUGUGUGUGAGAAGCAUCAGUACAAAGAGGAAUUAUCCUCCGAGCAAACGUGGAGACGACGAUCUUCCACCCGGAAAAUGGAGUAUGACCAUAGCGGUCAACCCAUCAGGCGAUCAACCAGAAAUCUGUUCGGUUAGUGUGCGAAUGCAGAGCAGUCUACAAGUAGUCGCCGGUUUCACAACCAACAUAGCCUCGGAUUACCCGGCUAUGGAACCGAAAGCUGAUUCGGGAAAGGCGAACCGAAUAAUUUCCUAUGUGCAUCCUGCAAGUAGCUAUGGACAUCAAACUCCUGUACUCACACAUGCUCUACUCUCUGACCCCUACGACGCAACGUUCUACAAUGCUGCCACUUACGAGGCGCGUGCCGGUUGCGCAUUCUCGUGGAUGACGCAGACGUUCAGUUGUCCAAAGACUCAAAGUGUUACCAACGACUUCAUGAUUGCGCAUGUUGGUGAAGAUGAAUUUGGCUAUUUGUUCCAAAGACUGACGCGUGCCCAUUGUACCCAGGCAGAUAUACCA
This is a messenger RNA of Ostertagia ostertagi, 705 nucleotides long. NCBI's taxonomy places the organism in Eukaryota, Metazoa, Nematoda, Chromadorea, Rhabditida, Trichostrongylidae. The record is from the annotation of a GenBank genome assembly.